Messenger RNA from Epithele typhae, 447 nucleotides. RefSeq lists its product as uncharacterized. The transcript is spliced from 3 exons. Bases 1 to 447 code for a protein of 148 amino acids. Lineage: Eukaryota; Fungi; Basidiomycota; Agaricomycetes; Polyporales; Epitheliaceae. The record is from RefSeq and is a predicted model, not a curated record. Gene Ontology annotation, cellular component: mitochondrion.
AUGUCUCUCGCCCGGGCGGCUGGCGCCGUCAUUCGGCCCUCCCAGAGGGCCACCACCUCUCUUUUCCAGCGCCGUGCCGCGUCGUCCCAUUCGCACGACGAGCACCACCACGAGGAGCACCAGGACUCGGACACGUACGAGCCGCAAUCGUGGAACACUCCGUUCUGGCGCAGGGCUGUCCUCGCCAGUUUUGGAGUCGUCGCGUUUUACAAGUACGCCCCCUCCCCCAACGACGAGAACGCGAUCACCAAGUCCAUCGCCGCCAACAUGAUCUCCUCCGACGUCUGGGAACACAACUCUCUCGACCACCUCUACAAGUCGGCCGAGCGUGCGGUGGUGAACCUCUUGACUGCUGAUGCGAAGCCCCCGCCUGUCCACCGCCUCCGUUUCCCUCAGCGGAUUGAAAUGUAUGCUCCGAGUUCGCACCCUGUAGGUAUCAAGCUGUAG